Molecule: messenger RNA, 1311 nt
Organism: Lineus longissimus
Lineage: Eukaryota; Metazoa; Nemertea; Pilidiophora; Heteronemertea; Lineidae
Product: survival motor neuron protein 1-like
Exons: 7
Coding region: 22-822 (266 amino acids)
Biological process (GO): mRNA processing
Cellular component (GO): nucleus; cytoplasm
Molecular function (GO): RNA binding
Source: RefSeq, a predicted model, not a curated record
AGUAAAAGUUUGUGAAAAUUGAUGAUGUCGAACGUAGCUGAUGUACAGCAUGAAGGAGAGGUUUUGUUCAGUAGAAAAAGGACUGAUGAGGAGGAUGGGAGUGAUAUUUGGGAUGAUACAGCCUUGAUAAAAGCCUAUGAUAAUGCAGUAAGCAAAGUAAAAGCUGGUCUACUAAAUGAGUUGGAGACAAAGAAUGGCCAAGAAGAAAAAGAGUCCGAUGAUCAGAUUCAGAAGGCAAGCAAGAAGAAGCAGAAAAAAAGGAAGCGUGCAAGAAAGAAUAAAGGAAAGUGGAAAGUUGGGAUGCAAUGUCGUGCGGUAUUUUCGGAGGACGGACUAGUCUAUGAUGCAAGUAUUCUCUCCAUAAAUGAGGAUGAUGGUACAUGUCUGGUCAGUUAUGAUAGUUAUGGAAAUGAAGAGGAGCACAAUCUCAGCGAUUUACGGCGAGUUCGGAAAAGAAAGAGAACCAAUCAUUCAGGUGAUGGGCAUUCUGAGAAUGAGAGCACUGGUGAAAGUGGCCAAAAAUUCCACUCAAUGUCCUCAGGAGCAUCGAGAUCACAACAGUGGCGCGACAGCAGUGCCAUGCCACCACCUCCACCCCCUAUGUCACAGAGCUUUGGAAAUACACAGCGUAUCCCUUUCAUUCCACCACCACCACCACCACCAAUUAGUGAUGACCCAUGUGACAUAGAUAAUGAGGCUAUGUGCAGCAUGCUGAUGGCUUGGUAUAUGAGUGGCUACCACACUGGAUAUUAUCAGGGAUUAAAAGAUGGUAGGAGACAAGGCGCUAAUGGGCAAUCGCCGCUAAGACCAGUUCUGAGGUAGCAUGACAGCUAACAACCAAAUGUGAAGAACAAUAAGACAUACAUGUACACUACAUUAAAUUCUAGGUGACAUCAGUCAUAAUUGUUUCAUUCUUGGAAGGAGGACUUAUACAUUUCGUUGCUCUUAACCAGGUGGAUUGUUCACAUGAUUCAUUAUCAAAAUUGAAGGAUGACACAACAUCGUAACUUGGAUCACUCCAUUUGUGCAAACAGACCAAUCAAAGUGCCAAGGUGACCAAGAUUAUCAUUGCACUUAGAAUAGCUAGCUUCAGUGCUAGCUUCAGUGCAAUACCUUAUGAGCCACAAGUUAGUUGGCAGCAUUCCAGGCUAUGUGUACAUGUAGGUUAACAAAGGCAAGCUGAGGACUAGUGUGUGGAUAUGUAAUCAAGAAAAACUUUAAUUUCACAAUCUCUUCUAUUCAGUAAGUUUUAAAAGCAUUUGUAGUUGCUCAUGUGAAAUUACUUGUACCAGUAUUCAUUUGUGAAUAAAA